This is a messenger RNA of Diospyros lotus (date-plum), 1758 nucleotides long. RefSeq names its product mitogen-activated protein kinase homolog MMK2-like. Lineage: Eukaryota; Viridiplantae; Streptophyta; Magnoliopsida; Ericales; Ebenaceae. The record is from RefSeq and is a predicted model, not a curated record. Gene Ontology annotation, biological process: intracellular signal transduction; protein phosphorylation. Gene Ontology annotation, molecular function: MAP kinase activity; ATP binding. The transcript has 6 exons. Bases 311 to 1423 code for a protein of 370 amino acids. Gene Ontology annotation, cellular component: cytoplasm; nucleus.
CGUUGGAAGUCUUAUCUUCUUCUAGACUUCCUUCCAAUGGGCUGCAAAUUGGAAAAAGCAAAACUUUCUCUCCUCAUAGGAGCAGCCAUCGCUGUUUUUCCAGUUCAAAAGUCUAUUCAAACUUCAAAGUCUCCCUCUCUCUCUCUCUCCCACUCACGUGGAAGAAGGUAGCGUGUGGUUUCUCUGAAAUUCAUCAACCACCCAAUAAAUGUCAAGUUGUCAACAAAGUUACUGUGAUUCGGCUACCCUUCCGCGGAAUUCAGAGCCGACUCUUGCAGUUUCCUGAGUUGUCUAGGGUUUGGGUUUCGACAUGUCUUGGGACUCGAGCUCCUCUGCCAGAGGGCAGCCCACCCAUGGCGGACGCUACGUGCAGUACAAUGUAUACGGUAACCUCUUCGAAGUCUCCAGAAAGUAUGUCCCUCCGCUUCGUCCCGUGGGUCGCGGCGCUAACGGCAUCGUCUGUGCUGCUGUUAAUUCAGAGACAUGCGAAGAAGUUGCAAUUAAGAAGAUUGGUAAUACAUUUGACAAUAGGAUAGAUGCCAAAAGGACACUAAGAGAAAUUAAACUUCUUCGCCACAUGGAUCAUGAAAAUGUUGUUGCAAUCAAAGACAUCAUACGACCUCCACAAAGGGAUAACUUCAAUGAUGUCUACAUUGUUUAUGAAUUAAUGGAUACUGAUCUUCACCAGAUAAUUCGCUCCAAUCAACAAUUGAAUGAUGAUCACUGUCGGUACUUCCUUUAUCAAUUGUUGCGAGGACUCAAAUAUGUUCAUUCUGCAAAUGUCUUGCAUCGGGACCUGAAGCCUAGCAAUUUGCUCCUCAAUGCAAAUUGUGACCUAAAGAUUGCAGAUUUUGGGCUUGCAAGGACAACAUCUGAAACAGAUUUCAUGACUGAAUAUGUUGUUACUCGAUGGUACCGAGCACCGGAGUUGCUGCUUAAUUGUUCAGAGUACACUGCAGCGAUUGAUGUGUGGUCAGUAGGUUGCAUACUAGGUGAACUUAUGACCAGGCAACCUCUGUUCCCUGGCAGAGACUAUGUUGAUCAGCUUAAACUUAUCACAGAGCUUAUUGGUUCGCCAGAUGAUGCCAGUCUUGGGUUUCUCCGAAGUGAAAAUGCCCGGAGGUAUGUUAGACAACUUCCACAAUACCCCCAUCAGCAAUUCUCUGCUAGAUUUCCUAAUGUACCUCCUGGAGCUGUGGAUUUACUGGAGAAGAUGCUAGUAUUUGACCCUAACAACCGUAUUACAGUCGAAGAGGCCCUGUGCCAUCCAUAUAUGGCACCUCUGCAUGAUAUCAAUGAGGAGCCUAUUUGCCCUAGUCCUUUCAGUUUUGAUUUUGAGCAUCCAUCAUUCACUGAAGAGAACAUCAAGGAACUCAUUUGGAGGGAAGCUGUGAAAUUCAAUCCAGAGCCUCCGGUUGAAUAAAGACAAGUAAUAUGUAACAUAUGCAUGGACUAGUAAUAAACAGUUCAUCACUCAAGUUCUAUUUCCUUUAACCUUGUAUUUUGUGUCUAUGCCGGAUGGAGGUGCACCGAGGCAGUUCUUGGAAAGCUUCUCUAUCGGUACACUCUCUUAGGUAGCUGAAUUAGGGUAUUGGGUUAGCCCUAAUAGCCAUUAAUGCAUCUGUCCUGUCCUAGAUGAUGCCUUUAAACCAUAAGUUCUACAGGUUUUCCUAUUCUACUGUAGUCUAGUGAGAGGUACUAGGCUUGUAUAUGAAGACAUCUAUGGAUUUGAAUGCUCGCAUGUUUGAUCUUAUAGCU